This is a messenger RNA of Polyodon spathula (Mississippi paddlefish), 516 nucleotides long. Its product is annotated as cytochrome c oxidase subunit 6C-1-like. The record is from RefSeq and is a predicted model, not a curated record. Gene Ontology annotation, biological process: mitochondrial electron transport, cytochrome c to oxygen. NCBI's taxonomy places the organism in Eukaryota, Metazoa, Chordata, Actinopteri, Acipenseriformes, Polyodontidae. Bases 116 to 355 code for a protein of 79 amino acids. The transcript is spliced from 4 exons.
UGCAGUGCGCGUUUUACUCGUUUUCUUCAGUGGUUUGGUCCUCUGCGCUGACGGUAGUCCCAGUCUCUCAGAGUGAGCUGCAGGGAAGGUCGUGUGUUUGAAACGAUAAGCCGCAAUGUCUGCAGGAGCACUGGCUAAACCCGCAAUGCGCGGUCUGCUCGGUAAACGUCUACGAUUCCACCUGGCUAUUGCUUUCACGCUGUCUUUGGCUGCAGCAGCAGGAUUUAAGUUUGCAGUAACAGAACCCAGGAAACGGGCGUACGCAGAGUUCUACAAGAACUACGAUGCCAUGAAAGAGUUUGAAGCAAUGAGGGAGGCUGGUGUGUUUCAGAGUGUGCGGCCCAAAGGCCAGUAAAGAACCGUGUCAAAGUGGAGCCCCUUUGUUGUUGAUUCCUGGUUUAAAUUUCCAGCACCUUAAAGUACAAUAGAAAGUCCAUGUGAAGCAGACAUUACUUGACCGUGUCGGGGUAUCUCAGGUGUGCGCUGAUCAAAUGUAAUAAACUGUUUCCUCACUGA